AUGCAAGAGAUGACGAAGCAGAAAGAGCUGCAAAAGGAGAUGGAACAAAUUGCUGCUGCACGAGCCCAAGCACAAACAGAGAGAACUCGCACAGAAGGAGAAGAAAGAAGAAAAACUAUCGAUCAUCAGCAAGAACAGGAAAGGGUUACAGCUCAGUAUAAAGCAAAACUUGAGGCAGAGGCAUACCAGAAGAAGCUGCAGGAUCAGCAGAGACAGAACGAGGAGUGGCUAAGACAGCAGCACCAGCAGUUUCUAAGACAAGAAGAACAGAGAAAAAAAACAGAGGCAGAAAUGUUAGAAAUGCGGCGCCAACAAAUGAGAGAAGAGAAAGCACUGGAGCAGAAACUGCAGGCGGAUAGAAUCAAAGAAGAAGCAAAAGCAAAGAUACUGCAAGAAAGAGAAAACAUAGAUGUACACCUCAGAACUUUACAACUUUACGUGCAAAAGCAGCAGAAGACCGCAAAACAAAACUCGAAAGCUUACAAAUGA
Eimeria mitis is the source of this 489-nucleotide messenger RNA. RefSeq names its product ATPase, AAA family domain-containing protein, putative. Lineage: Eukaryota; Apicomplexa; Conoidasida; Eucoccidiorida; Eimeriidae. Gene Ontology annotation, cellular component: mitochondrion. The record is from RefSeq and is a predicted model, not a curated record. The transcript is spliced from 6 exons. Gene Ontology annotation, molecular function: zinc ion binding. Gene Ontology annotation, biological process: mitochondrion organization. The coding region runs from base 1 to 489 and encodes 162 amino acids.